CAGUAACCCUGAGGCUUAAAGUUAAUGUUCUACCAUCUCUUACCCUGCAGCUGAUGAACAGCACUAAUGUCUCCUGUGUGGAGCUGCUCUGCUCUCUGCAGGGUUUGAGACCACAGCAGGUGAACUUCACAUGGACCAGAGCAACUCAGCUUCUUCACCAUCAUCCAGAGUCCAGAAGCAUGAACAGUACACUGACGCUCUGCAAGCCGAACUGGACGGACAGAGAAACACUCACUUGUCACGCCAGUUACUCACACAACCACACACUCUACAGCAAGAGCAUAACACUCCCAUGCAACUCAGCCAGAGGUGAUGGUGGCAAGGAAAAGCUCCCUGAGACAUUUUGCAGAAGAAACCUUGAGAGGAACCAGACUCAAAAGGGAAUCCAUCUUCAUCUGAGAUAAGAGCAGCACAUCAGGUCAUCUUGACAGUUUUCGUCCGUUGGCGGUCGGCGCCCUCUGUUGGUAGGGAAUCGUAAAAUCGCUGCCGGAGCACUUCUGGUUGGAAGCACUUCCAAACUCAAGAGGUUCAGUUGUGCGGUUUAUAUGGCACUGCUUUGUUCUUCGAAGUUUACUAUCAAUGUCUCACUGCACGCCGUCGUCAGUGAUGGGAUUGUUACAUCUGAACUUGUCUCACCUUCUCAGGUUUACUCAAUCAACAACACAAACUGAAACAAAUGUAUCUGCUACAAACAAAGAGGUUUUGAUGACGUUAGAAAUGCCAUUACUAUGGUGUAACACCAGAUAUUACUCCUUGCUGCUAGCAGAAGUCACAAUCCCCCAAAUUCUACUGCAACCUCUGUCAGCCACUUCUAGGCCACAGUAUACUGCAUAUACCCAUCAAGUUCAGCAACACAAAAUCUUGCCAACCUUGUGACUGUGUAAAUUAUGAACCUUGUAUUUCUCCUGAUUUUGUAUGUUGUGUCUAACUGCUCCCUGUUUAUUCUUGAGCUUACCCUUUACCCUGGUUAUACUGUGUCUUUUUGUGUUUUCUCUGCUUGUAUUUUGAGUGUUUAUCUAUUCUGAGCUCGGUUUGUGAUUUUAAGUUUCUAUUCCUCAACUUUAUAAUAAAAUGCCUCUGAACAUGUUAGAAUAUACUUUCCAUCUGAAUCUAGUUUUUUACUGAAGAGCUUGCUUCCUAUUGUCGAUCUAAUGUAGGUUUGGAAAUCUAAAGUCAGCUGUUACUUAUUAACUGGGUUAAGCUUGUACUUACUAAACUCAAGUUACCACAGCAAUACAUAGAACCAUCUCCGUGGAAAACAAAAUAUUAUAGUGGACUUCCUUGAACAAUUACAUCACAGGAUAUGCGUAAGCAUGUCUUGGUUGUGCACAAUCUGGAGCCUCCUGCCAUCUGCCCGCAAUGCAGUGUGAAACUACCCUUGCCACAAUGUUCCUCAUUCCACAUAGUCAUUAACCUUAUCACAUGUCUGCCAGUGUCCCACGGUUUCACCACAAUACUAAUCAUUGACUGUUACCCCUGCCAAUCCAGUUGAAGCUCUGGUAGACAGGAGUGGAUGAGGAUGAGUCAAUGGACCUGUGAAGUGGUACAUGUCUGAUUACAACAAACAGCUCUAGGACCAAAUUUCCAAAAGGACAAGACAUGCAGACUGCAUCCACAGCUACACUCAGGCCAGAUGGUCUGGUUGUUCACCAAGGACCUUCACCUGAGACUUUUAUUAAAGCAAGUUAAGUCAAUGAUUCAAUAUUCCUUAGACAAGUCAAUCCAGUUUCAAACCACCUUGAAUUACCAUCAUCCUUUAGAAUAGCCCCUACAUGUCACAUAAAGUAUCUGUGGUUAAAACUGUUUUCUUCUCCCUGGAGCAAGUUGUGGUUGAGUGUGAUAGAAUUAAAUAAAGACAGUAUGAAGGGUCUGUUUUUCUGUCACAGACUUCCUGUGUUCUCAUGAACUUUACAUUGCAAGUCCACCCCCGCGUGUAAAGAGUGAAAAGUUGCCACUAAACCUAUUUGUGUUGUUAUCUUAUGUGUCAUCUCAUGUAAUGUAAUAAUUGCACUUCUGUUGAUACACUUAAAAUAAUCUUGGUUUCAGAUCUCUGUCAAAUGGAAAGUGAUCCUAAGCUAUAAAAAUUUUGAUCUUCAUCAGUACAAACAAGGUCAUUAAAAAUAUGCCCAGUGCUUCACAAUAUUGAAAAUAAUCAGAGAAAUGUAUAUGUAAUGUAACUUCUAUUUAAAGAAUAAAUGACCACUUUAGGCCUGUCUAUAUUAUAUAGAAGAUUAAUGUUUGAUUCAGCCCUUUUCUGGAGAUUCAAGUGAUUCAAUUUACAGAAUUUUUCUUGUAGAGUUUUUCAGAUUUUGCUGUACAGUGAAUGUGUCCUGCCAGAACCUCAUAUUAAGAUGUACCGUAGUUGACAUAGUUGUUUGGAUUAAAACAUUGCUAUUGAUGCUUGGAUUCAGAAAAUUCAACACAGUUGUAGCUGUAAACAAACUGGUACUGAUUUUCAAACUGCUACCUUAUUUGACAAAAAGGAAACUGUAGCCACAGACUUGCCUUACAGUUCACAGCUCGGUUUUAUUUCAGGAUGUAUAAGACAGAAUGAUCACAGCAGUGGAUACGAACAGGGUGCAUAUUCUGCAGUGUGAGAUGGUAUCAGUAGGGAAGUGCUGUUUUGUCUGGUCUGUGUGGAUGCUUCUAUUAUUUCCCUCAGCCAUAAACACACAGAAUUGCACUGAAUUGAAUACAACACAGACAGUUCAUCGGGGAAUGUCAGUCACAGUCAGCUGUCAUUACAGCACAAAUAGCAGUCUACAUUCUGUUGUAUAUUUCAGAAGAAAACAUUUACUGUGUUACUACCGCUUCCUACAAAAAUCCUGGAUUAAAGCAUCAUGUGAAAGCCACAUCAAAUUUAUUUGGUUUCAAGAAAAAGAGGAAAUAGCAUUUGAGCUGUUAAAUCUUCAAAUAAGUAAUUCUGGCAUUUACACCAUAACUGUGGAAGAGCAUGCACCACCUCCUUCAAGAUGUGUGGGACAGAAGAGGAUAUUCAUUCAUGUAAUUGCACAUCCAUUAGUGUCUAUGUCAUGUGUAAAGGGGCCUGACAGAGCUGCCACAAUGCUUUGUGCUUCUGAAGGCUUUUACCCUGCUGAUCUGCAGCAGGUCUGGUUGAGAGAUGGAGAAUAUAGCAGUUACCUGAACCUUUCACAUACAUCUCCAUAUGAAGAAAAUCUGAACACUUCUGACAUCAACUGGACCUAUAGAAACAACACAGAUGGAUCCUACAGCAUCACAUCGUACCUUCACUUGCCAUCACACACACUACAGAAAGUGAUGUACUACUGCUGGGUGAAUCACUCAACCCUGAGUCAACCCAUCACUGUUACCAUAUCCUCUACUGAGUGCACUGAGAGAGAAGAGAAAUUAACAGAUUUGUUUUCAGCAAUUGUCGGUAUCAGUUGCGGUGUGAUGGCUGGCAUAGGACUAAUCCUUUCAGGCUGUUAUCAAUGUCUCAGAAGAAGACUUGAUUUGCAGUCUCCAGUAGGAGCUUCAUCACUGCCUGAGCUUGUGUCCCAUUCUGCAGCGCAGACCCAGGUAUACUCAACACUAGGAAACCAUCGGCCUGUUCCAUGUUCCAGCCGCACCACAUCUCCCUCUCAAUGACACACUAGGAAAAACAGUUUGACAUCUGUACUAAAUAAAGGCAAAUCAUAUCUAUAUACUGUAGUUGCAUGUAUUGUUAUUUAUAAACCAGCUGGUAUUUGAGACACUUGAAUAUAAUGUGAAUAAACCUCAAAU
Ictalurus furcatus (blue catfish) is the source of this 3744-nucleotide messenger RNA. RefSeq lists its product as uncharacterized. NCBI's taxonomy places the organism in Eukaryota, Metazoa, Chordata, Actinopteri, Siluriformes, Ictaluridae. Bases 2551 to 3609 code for a protein of 352 amino acids. The transcript is spliced from 11 exons. The record is from RefSeq and is a predicted model, not a curated record.